This is a messenger RNA of Ustilago hordei, 1275 nucleotides long. RefSeq lists its product as uncharacterized. Bases 1 to 1275 code for a protein of 424 amino acids. Gene Ontology annotation, molecular function: NAD+ binding; histone deacetylase activity, NAD-dependent. Lineage: Eukaryota; Fungi; Basidiomycota; Ustilaginomycetes; Ustilaginales; Ustilaginaceae. The record is from RefSeq and is a predicted model, not a curated record. The transcript has a single exon.
AUGCCAGACAAGAAAGAUAGCAAUAGCGCUAGCGCCAAAGUCGAAGCAAUGAAUCCUUUCUUCCCUGCCCCCCAUGGCCCCACAUUAGCCGGAGUAGCUGCUCUGCUAGCCCAGCCCACAACCCGUAAUGUCAUAGUCCUCGCCGGCGCCGGGAUCUCAACCUCCGCCUCCCCACCCAUCCCAGACUUCCGCUCCCCAGGGACAGGUCUCUAUUGCAAUCUUGCAGCAUGCAACCUUCCAUAUGCAGAAGCAAUCUUCGACAUCUCCUACUUUCAGCGUCAUCCACAACCCUUCUUCACCCUUGCAAAGCAUCUCUAUCCUGGAAACUUCAAACCUGCACUCGCACAUUACUUCCUCGCUCUCCUUCAGAACAAAGGAAAGCUCAAGCGGGUCUUCACACAGAACGUUGAUACUCUGGAGCGAAUAGCAGGUGUGGAAUCAGACAAGAUCGUUGAAGCGCAUGGUAGUUUCGCCACCUCCACGUGUAUUGUCUGCAAGCAUAGGGUUGAUGAUGAUUGGAUCCGGGCGAAGGUUAUGAAUGGUGAAGUGGCUAGGUGUCCAAGAGAUAAGUGUUUGGGCAAGAAAAGGGGAAAGGGAGACGGAGAAGGGCUAGUGAAGCCGGAUAUUGUGUUCUUUGGCGAAUCGUUGCCCUCGACGUUUUUCAGGUGCAUGCCAGACUUCAAAAUGGCCGAUCUGCUGAUCGUAAUGGGAACUUCGCUGCAGGUUCAGCCUUUCGCAAGUUUGAUCGAUGCUGUGUCAGCUAGUUGUCCGAGGGUACUGAUCAAUUUGGAAAGGGUGGGCGAGUGGGCCUCUUCGGAUGGGUUUGGUGGGGGAGGAAUGGGUGGAGGCAUGUAUAACGAGACAGGGUUUGACUUUGAUGGUUUGACGUAUGGUGGGAAGGACAAGACUAGGGAUGUGUUUUAUGAGGGUAAGGCUGAUGACGGUGUGGCAGAAUUGGUGAAGCUCGUGGGCGAAGAAUGGGAGAAGGAGCUCGCGAAGCUGAAGGAGGAAGGAUACAAGAAGUUGGACAGAGAGGCGAAGCCAACAGUGGAUGUGAAAGAACUGAAAACUGAUGAGAAGGAAGUGGCGAGCAAAGACCAUGGAAGCGAAGCCACAAAGCCUGAAGACAGCAAGCAAACGGCCAAUCCGACAAUCAAGGACGAUGCUAGCAAGUUAGACGAGCUCACUCACGAUCUCGAGACAAAAGCGAAGCUCGAUGACGAAAAGCCAGAUACGAAGGAUGAGACGAGAAAGUCGAAAACAAGUUCCCUGUAA